AUGCCUGUCAAGGUGGCAAUUGUCGGCGCAGGCCUGAUUGGCCCUCGCCAUGCAAAGUCGGUCAUCGCGAACCCCUCCACAGAGCUCAUUGCGCUGGUUGACCCAAUGCCAACGGGCGAGGCAACCGCGUCUGGCCUCCAGACGAACUACUACCCGUCAGUGGCCUCACUGCUGGCAUCCUCCCAUCGCCCCGACGCAGCAAUCGUCUGUACUCCAAACCACACCCAUGUACCCAUCGCAAAGGAGCUCCUAGCUGGGGGAGUCCACGUCCUCCUCGAGAAGCCCGUGAGCGACACCUUGGAAAACGGUCGGUCGCUCCUGGAGUUUGCAAAGGCCCCCGAACAGGCCCACCUCAAGCUCCUGGUGGGCCACCACCGUCGCUUCAACCCCUACGUACGAGCCACCAAGUCGGUUCUUGAGAGCGGCUCUCUCGGACGUACCAUUGCGAUCAAUGGACUGUGGACAUUAUACAAGCCAGAUGCAUACUUCGCCCCACCAACCGACUGGCGCGCCUCGAACGAGACGGGUGGUGGUGUGAUUCCCAUCAACCUCGUCCACGACAUCGACCUGAUGCACCACUUCUUCGGCCCCAUCGUCCGAGUUACAGCAGAGCCUACUCUCCCACAACGUCCAAGCCCACAUAACGCCGACGAAGGCGCUGCCCUGACGCUACGCUUUGCAUCAGGGGUCGUCGGCACAUUCCUAGUGUGCGACGCCACCCCUUCGCCACACAGCUUCGAGGCCGGGACGGGGGAAAACCCACUUAUUCCGAAAACAUCGACCGGGGAUUCGGAUUUCUACCGGAUCUUUGGCUCGGAUGCGUCGCUCAGUGUGCCUGAUCUGACGCGGUGGAGCUAUGAUGCUAGUCCGGAGAAGAGUUGGAAUCAUCCGCUGACAGUGGAUCGCAUUCCACUGCCUGACGAUAAGGCGCCAUUCGAUUUGCAGCUUGCGCAUUUCGUGGAUGUGAUCAAUGGGGAGGCUGAGCCUAGUUGUACUGGCGAGGAAGGCUUGCGCGCUUUGAUUGUCUGUGAAGCUGUGCAAAAGGCGAUUCGAUCUGGUCAGCCUGUAGAUAUUGAUGUUGACUUAUUAUGCAAGUCAAAUUAG
Messenger RNA from Penicillium salamii, 1104 nucleotides. The record is from the annotation of a GenBank genome assembly. Lineage: Eukaryota; Fungi; Ascomycota; Eurotiomycetes; Eurotiales; Aspergillaceae.